Molecule: messenger RNA, 763 nt
Organism: Rana temporaria (common frog)
Lineage: Eukaryota; Metazoa; Chordata; Amphibia; Anura; Ranidae
Gene: YBEY
Product: ybeY metalloendoribonuclease
Exons: 5
Coding region: 111-617 (168 amino acids)
Biological process (GO): rRNA processing
Molecular function (GO): metalloendopeptidase activity
Source: RefSeq, a predicted model, not a curated record
UUCCGGUGGCAGAAUGUUCCCGCCUCCUGCUGGCAGAAGAUGGAGGGAGUCCUGCAGCUCACAGAUCGGAGAGAGCAGCUCUGAGCAAGUGAAGCGUCUUUAUUGUACAAAUGAUGUCUCUACUCAUACGGAACCUGCAGAGUGUGGUCCAUGUUCGCAGAGCUCCGUUGCGCAAGAAUCUAGAGAUUGCUAGAAGUUGCCUUCGUGUGAGGCAUUUUGAUGUGGGUGUGAUAUGUGUCAACAAUGCCAAGAUUAGACAACUGAAUAAAAGUUAUAGAAAAAAAGACACAGCAACAGAUGUACUGUCAUUCCCAUUUCACGAGGAUCUUCAUCCUGAAUUUCUGCCCAAGCCAUCAUUUCAAGAUGAAUAUAAUCUGGGUGAUAUCUACCUCAGUGUUGAAUUUAUAUAUAAACAAUGUCAAGAAGCACAAGAGGAUUUUAACAGCAACCUAACGGUGACAGCAGUACAUGGCCUUUGUCAUCUUCUUGGCUAUACUCAUGACAGACAAGAAGACUGGAAACAGAUGUUUGCUAAAGAAAAUGAGGUUCUAUGUGAAAUAAAUAAAGCCACUGGAUCUGCAUUAAAGCCAUUGACGACAAACCAUUUUGACCACUAGUAAUGGAGUUAUCUGUAACCUAGAACAUUUCUAUGUGGAGUUGCUUUUUAAAGUGUUUUUUUUUAAGUGCUCAUACACAGAGAAGUGCAAUUUUUUUUUUUACAUCUUUGUACAUAGUAAAGUGUAAAUAAAGCAGAUGACCUUGA